Molecule: messenger RNA, 2137 nt
Organism: Panicum virgatum (switchgrass)
Lineage: Eukaryota; Viridiplantae; Streptophyta; Magnoliopsida; Poales; Poaceae
Exons: 3
Coding region: 1-1686 (561 amino acids)
Source: RefSeq, a predicted model, not a curated record
AUGGCGUCCGCCUUGAUCGGCGCAGCGUUUUCAUUGGUGCUCAAGGCGCUGUCCCCCGUCAUGGACCCCGUGCUGGAGGCGUGGGCGGCCUGCAAGAACCUGGGCCCCAACGUCAUGGCCCUUAAGAUGGAGCUGCUAUGCGUGAAGGCCGUGCUUGAGGGAAACCUCGACAUGGAAAUACACAACGCGGCGCUGGAAGAGCUGCUGCAGAACCUGCACGAUCUCGCGUACGACGCCGAGGACGUGCUGGAUGAACUGGAUUACUUCCGCAUCCAGGACGAACUCGAUGGCACCUUCGACGCCGUCGACAAGCACCCAAAAGGCUGCGCCUACAACCUCGUCUUCAACACUACCCACUCUGCCAAGGCUGUUGGCAAACUGAUCUGGCCGCCCGCAUGCUGCUCGUCUGCCGCCGCCGCUCCUGGUGCCAGCCGGCGUAGGCGCAAGGCACAUGGCUCCAUCUCCUCGCCGGCACAUACCAAUCAGCUUGCUGAUGAAGGAGAGGUCAAUGGGUGCAUGAGGAAGCUCGCUUCAGGCCCAAGCAACACCAUCCAUGCUAUAACAGGGCUGGGUGUAGUGGAGAAACAGGCCACUGCAACACCUGCACCACCAUCUUUAGCGACCAAAGCGGACAGCGCGCAAACCGAGCAGCAUCAGCAGCAAGAUGGCAGCACAAAAGGAGAGGACGAAGGGCUGCUGCUCUUGCCCCCACAACUGCAAUCGUUGGAGAUCCGCCACUGCCCAAGCCUCCGCUCCAAUCCAAUCCACUACAGUAGAGAAACAUUACCAACUGGGGGUGGACAAGGGCUCCAAGGUCUGCGCUCCCUCCAAUCGUUAAAGAUAGGGGAUUGCCCAAGGUUCCUCUCUGCCUAUUCGUCAUCAUCCUCUACUGCUUGUCUCCCCUUCCCAGCCUCCCUAAAACGCCUCUCUCUUUACGGCGCGGUGGGCAUGGCGACGCUGCUGCCUCUCUCAAACCUCACCUCUCUCGAAGAUUUAGCAAUACGGGGAUGUGGGGAUUUAAGAGUCGAGGGACUGCACACUCUCCUCAUCCAAGGUGGUCUCACCAAAUUAACCAUCCGUGGAACCCCCAAUUUGUUCGCUGAUUUCAAGCCCUCACCGCCUCAUGAACAAGAGCUCUCAUCCUCUUCCUCCAAACUGAAGAAGCUUCACACGGAUGACGUCGCGGGUCUCCUUGCUGCGCCCAUCUGUAGCUUUACCUCUUCCUCGCUCACUGAAUUGGACUUUUGGGGGGACAGAGAGGUGGAGCGACUCACAAAGGAGCAAGAGGAGGCCCUUCAGCUCCUCACCUCCCUCGAGAGGACCCGAUUUUGGCACUGCAGCUUGUUGCAGUGCCUCCCUGCAGGGCUGCACAGACUUCCCAACCUCAAGAGAUUAGUCAUCUUCCACUGCGCAGCCAUCCGAUCGCUGCCGAAGGAUGGCCUCCCAGGUUCACUGCAAGAGUUGGAGAUUGACUCCUGUCCAGCCAUCCGGUCGAUGCCCAAGGAGUGCCUCCCAAGUUCACUACAAAAACUAGUGAUCGUAAACUGCCCAGCCAUCGGGUCACUGCCAAAGGUGGGCGACCUUCCAAGUUUACUGCGAGAAUUGGAUGUCAGUGAUAGAAACAGCGAGGAGCUAAGAAGGCAGUGCCGCAAGUUGAUAGGAACCAUUCCUAUAGUCAGAAUCUGACUAAACCAAGGGCUAUUGUUCGGAUUGGUACAUUCUUGGAACCUUCGGAUUCUCACUAAAUCUAUACACGCUUCCAAGUUAUCAAGCGUUAACAUCCCAGAUGUGAUCCUAUGUGCAAAAUCACCAUAUAGUCCCACAAAAUAUCACAAGUUUGAUUCAUAUUUUUCUUAAUCCUCUGCCUGUUGUUUUUGUUAAUCAUUUGGAUUCUUUGAUACCUUUUUUAUUAUAACUGUUGAAUAGUACAAAGCUUUUGCUUUAGAGUUGAGGAAAAACUAAAACUAUUAGUGGAGAGAAUUUUCUCACUCAUAGAGCACUGAUGUGUGAGACUGUGAGUCUAGCAGUUUUAGAAUGCCUUACGGCUUGUUCCUCCAAAUACUUAAAUAUGCUGUCUUGAUGUACUGCUACAGAAAUAAGAUGCACCCCCACAAGUAUAUUCAAUCUGAAUUAUUUA